This is a messenger RNA of Argiope bruennichi, 2761 nucleotides long. RefSeq names its product homeobox protein Nkx-2.2a-like. Gene Ontology annotation, biological process: cell differentiation; regulation of transcription by RNA polymerase II. The record is from RefSeq and is a predicted model, not a curated record. The coding region runs from base 607 to 1653 and encodes 348 amino acids. Gene Ontology annotation, molecular function: DNA-binding transcription factor activity, RNA polymerase II-specific; RNA polymerase II cis-regulatory region sequence-specific DNA binding. NCBI's taxonomy places the organism in Eukaryota, Metazoa, Arthropoda, Arachnida, Araneae, Araneidae. The transcript is spliced from 4 exons. Gene Ontology annotation, cellular component: nucleus.
CUUAACACGGAAUCAUCAGAAUUGUUAAUUUAACUUGAACAUCAAAGUGAAAUUUUUAGUUUUAGAAAACUUACGUUGUAAAUAACUAAGAAAGCUGACAUAAUAUUAUCUGGACCAGUGGCUGUGGAUACAAUAAAUUCAAUACACCUUAGUCAAGAUACGGAACUUUUUCUAAGAAUCAUCGUCCCCUUACUUCAAUAUAUUUGCCAUAAGCUGUAUUUAAAAAGACAAAUCUAUCUGCACUUUAGUGCCAGUAUUUAGGAUACUAUCCAUCAUUCAAGCGGAUCCCUUUAUAGAAUUCUUUGAAGUAAGGAGAAAAGUACUUGGAGCGAAGGGGAAAAAAAAAAAACAUUUACCGUUGCAACUGUGACUCUGUGUUCCCAAUCAACCAGUACAUUUCUUCAGAAGACAAUAAAAGUGCAUUAACCAUCCUUGUCUAAUUCCCAAACGUAGAGUGUGCCCUUAAUCAACCAAUUCAGACGAUUGUAAAAGUGCAUUAGCCAUCUUUGUCUAAUACCCAAACGUAGACUGUGUGUCCCCAAUCAACCAACAAAAUUUCUUCAGAAGAUGGUAAAAGUGCAUUAGCCAUCCUCGUCUAAUACCCCGAUGACCAUGACGGCUACCACCAAAUCAAGCGGCUUCAGCGUGCGGGACAUACUGGAACUUCCCGAGCAGAAGGCCGAACGAAGGACUAGCCCAGUGCCUCGGGCCCUUGAUCUCUCCGACGUCACUUUGCCUGCCUUUUGCUACGGAGGUUUGUGCCCCGAUGUCACCUACUCCAGAUGGCUGGCCUCAGAGAUCAUUCCUGCGUAUGCCGCACUGCCUUUCGCCCACAUGGGUCUGGACCCAUGCCUGACCAACUCCGAAACCAAUUUCCUUAACCACCAAGAACUGACCAGGAGCACAGACGAGCGGGAUGACCUCGAACUGGAAGAUGAAGACUUGGAGGAUGAGGAAGACGAGCUUGUGGACGAAGAAGAUAGUGCCCUGGAGGCCCCCACAUCCAGCCCGGCGACUGGACAGACGUUGAGCGGCCGGAGAGCGGACGAUUCGUCCGAUUCGGACGAGGUGACUUCUUCCCAGCAACCCAUGUGCGGCAGCGCGGUCAACAGCAGUAACAGCAACAUUGGAAGCGGGGGAGGCUGUAACAAUAAUACUCCGACGAGUUCAACGUCGGGAGACAAUGCAAACCCACCCCUCAAGAAAAGAAAGCGAAGAGUGCUCUUUUCGAAAGCACAGACUUACGAACUAGAGAGGAGAUUCCGUCAACAGAGAUACCUCUCAGCACCGGAACGUGAGCAUCUGGCCAGCAUAAUCCGCCUCACCCCCACGCAAGUCAAAAUAUGGUUCCAAAAUCACAGGUAUAAGACGAAGAGGGCUCGCCAAGAAAAAGGUUUGGAUGUAAAUCCUCUACCAUCGCCUAGAAGAGUAGCUGUACCCGUGCUGGUCAGGGAUGGCAAACCCUGUCAGCCAGCUUCCUUGAAGCAGCAGCAGCAAGACAACAGCACACCUCGAAGCACCAACUUAACUGCAGAUCUAUCCUCCAUCACAUCCAUGACAAACAUGGCUGCCAUCAGCAAUUCUUGCAUCGGCACAUUCAGCAUGAUGCCGACAUACACGCAUCCUCUAGUGCACCAACACAGGUGGUGGUGACACAGAUAAGACAUCUAUCCCUAAAUAUCAGAAGUUAUUGUUUCACUAAUAAAAUAAACUAUCCGAUUUGUUUGGAGAAUGUCAAAACUUUAGUGUCUUAAUGCAACAAUCUGUGCAAUGGCGAUCCUACUUAUUCCAUUGACGUUUGAAUAAAACUAUAUACAUUUUCAUUGGUUUCAAUCAACAGAAGUUUCAUUUGCAUAGACAUAAGAAACUGCUUUGUAUGGUAAGAGCGGGUAACCACAUGAAAAUGACAUAUAUUCUGUGGCAUCUUUCAUUUGAGAAGAUGGACAUUCGUCUUUUCUUCAGCCUGAAAAUUUUGAUUGAAGAUUGUCUAUGAUCUCGGAGGUUUUCAGUUGACUACUCAGUAUUCCUAAGAUUCUUCGGCAACGUUAAAGUACCAGACUUGCUAUUCCUAAGCUGUAAAAUUCUCCAUCUUUACCGGGAAGAUUCACUUUAUUGACGAUUUGAGCAACCAUAAAUCCUGGCGAGAGAUAUAUGGAACUUCAAAUAUUUCUCUACGAGAUUAAUACAGAUGGCACAUUCUGGUUCUAAUGGACUAUAUAGAAUAAAUUUCCUUAUAAUUUUACUAUUUAUUAAGCUAUUAAAAAAAGCCCUAUUUAUUGAUGAAAUUGAAUACGACUGAAACUGAUUGUUCUCUAGAUGGAUUUUUUUUUAAAUUUAGGUCAGUUCCUCUUAAAGCUGAAAAUUGUAUUUCAUCGUAUUAUUUUAAGAAAUCCAUUGCUAGUUAAUUACACAUUUUUAUAGAUUUAUUUAAUUUACUUUAAAUUUUAGAUAAUGGUAUGAUUUGUAAGCGAUAUUUCCAACGAAUAUUAAAUGAUAUUUCAUAGAAGUAUGGAAAUAUGAUAUGCAGUGCAGUAACAAACUGCUAUUGGAUUGCGAUAAAACUCAAAACUCAUCAUAUGACAGAUUAUUUAUAAAAUAAAUUCUUUUUUUUUUUUCAAGAGGAAUGCUCCAGACUUGUCUAAACUUUCAGGCAUUUUUUUAAUGUUGUUGAGCAUAAAUAUCUCCCAAAAAUCUUACAAAAAUUAUGACAAAAAGUUAAACAUUACUUCCAGAUCUUUUAUUUAAUUAAAUUAUUAUUUUU